Messenger RNA from Cornus florida, 2635 nucleotides. RefSeq names its product amine oxidase [copper-containing] gamma 2-like. NCBI's taxonomy places the organism in Eukaryota, Viridiplantae, Streptophyta, Magnoliopsida, Cornales, Cornaceae. Gene Ontology annotation, biological process: amine metabolic process. Bases 125 to 2320 code for a protein of 731 amino acids. Gene Ontology annotation, molecular function: quinone binding; primary methylamine oxidase activity; copper ion binding. The record is from RefSeq and is a predicted model, not a curated record. The transcript has 4 exons.
AAAUUCCACCACAGCUUUCAUCUGAAUCUUCUAAAGUCCAACUUACUAAUCUGUAUCUGUGUUUAUAAAGUUUAAACCUUUCAACACUAGUCUGCACCCACACAAACUCACUGAUUAGAGAGAGAUGGAAGGAAAAAGCCUCCUCCGCUUCUUUUUUCUUAUAUUCGGCGUCACCCUUCUCCUCCUCUUCACCCUGCUCAACUUCCCCUACGCACCGUCCGACACGGCGGAGCUACUUGACUGCACCACCUACUCCCCAUGGUGCACCUCCAAGAACCGCAUCCAAUCCAAAAACCCACAACUCAUCAACAACCCCCCUAACCCCACGCGCCGCCGCCACUCCACCGCUGUCCCCCACCACCCACUAGACCCCCUCACCAUACAAGAAAUCAACAAAGUCCGUACCAUCCUCCAAUCCCACGCGCUCUUCAACUCCACCACCUCCCACGCGCUCCACUCCCUCGUCCUCCAAGAGCCAGACAAACAAGUAGUCCUCACGUGGCAAAAGGGCGACCCUCUUCCACCCAGAAAAGCCUCUGUCGUCGCACGUGUCAACGGUGCUUCACACGAGCUCACCGUGAACAUCAACACGCGUGAAGUCACCGUUCACCAUACCCGUUCAAGCUCCGGGUACCCGAUGAUGACCAUGGAGGACAUGAAUUCCGUGAUAUGGGCCCCUUUAGCGACCUCCGAGUUCAACCGCACAAUCAUCGAGCGAGGGAUUGAUUUGUCGGACCUUGCGUGCUUACCCAUUUCCAGCGGAUGGUUCGGCAAGACAAAGGAACAGAGGAGGUUAAUCAAGGUACAGUGCUACACCAUGAAGGACACUGUGAACUUCUACAUGAGACCCAUCGAAGGGCUCACAGUUCUGGUUGACAUGGACACAAAACAAGUGGUGGAGAUAUCUGAUCAAGGGAAGAACAUCCCUAUACCCGAGGCCGCCAAUACUGACUAUCGCUUCUCCGCACAAAAUACCCACCAAUACCGGAUCCUACUGAACCCGAUAUCCAUUGAGCAACCCAAAGGUCCGAGCUUUACGGUAGAGGACGAGCACCUGAUCAAAUGGGCAAACUGGGAGUUUCAUUUGAAAGCCGACCCAAGAGCCGGUGUGGUUAUAUCCCGGGCCACGGUGCAGGAUCCGGAAACCGGGAAGCUGAGGAAUGUGAUGUACAAAGGGUUUACUUCGGAGCUUUUUGUGCCGUACAUGGACCCGACUGAUGCUUGGUAUUUCAAGACAUACAUGGAUGCUGGUGAAUACGGGUUCGGACUCCAGGCUAUGCCACUUGACCCGCUUAAUGAUUGUCCCCGGAACGCGUACUAUAUGGAUGGUGUAUUUGUAGCGGCUGAUGGAACACCAUACGUCCGAUCCAACAUGAUUUGUGUGUUCGAGAGGUAUGCGGGUGAUAUCGGGUGGAGGCAUUCGGAGAGUCCAAUUACGGGCAUAGAGAUUCGAGAGGUGAGACCAAAGGUGACGUUAGUGGUGAGAAUGGCAGCAUCAGUUGCAAAUUAUGAUUAUAUUGUGGAUUGGGAGUUCCAAACAGAUGGGCUAAUCAAAGUUAAGGUUGGACUUAGUGGUAUCCUGAUGGUGAAAGGCACACCCUAUGUGAACAUGAACCAGGUGAACCAACAAGAGGACCUCUAUGGCACCCUCUUGUCGGAAAAUGUGAUCGGCGUCAUCCACGAUCACUACGUCACAUUCUAUCUAGACAUGGAUGUCGAUGGCUCUGAUAACUCCUUUGUGAAGGUGAAUCUCCAGACGCAACAGACAUCCCCCGGAGAGUCACCUAGGAGGAGUUACUUGAAAGCUGUUAGGAAUGUGGCCAAGACAGAGAAGGAUGCACAAAUUAAGCUCAAACUCUACGACCCAUCCGAGUUCCAUGUGAUCAACCCGUCUAAAAAGACAAGGGUUGGGAACCCGGUUGGUUACAAGGUGGUUCCUGGUGGCACAGCUGCUAGCCUGCUUGAUCUUGAUGACCCACCCCAAAAGCGUGGCGCGUUCACUAACAACCAAAUAUGGGUCACCCCAUAUAACCAGAGCGAGCAAUGGGCCGGUGGCUUAUUCGUGUACCAGAGCCACGGUGAUGACACUCUUGCAGUGUGGUCCGAGAGGGACAGGGCAAUUGAGAAUGAGGACAUUGUGCUGUGGUACACACUAGGCUUCCAUCACAUACCAUGUCAGGAGGAUUUCCCCAUUAUGCCAACCGUCUCAUCGAGCUUCGAUUUAAAACCUGUGAAUUUCUUCGAGAGCAAUCCCAUUCUCCGGAGCCCACCUAACGCGGAGAAGGACCUACCAAUUUGCAAGGCUGCUGCUUCGGCUUGAUGUAACAACUCCAGGUUUUCGCUGUAUGAUAUGCAUGCAUGAAUGAACACAACAGAAUUGGUGAAUUGGGGCCAUUGUAUCUAAUCUCAGUUUCAUAAAUAAUGGGCGAUUAUCAUCUAAAAGAACAAAAUAAUUGGAAUCUUUGAUGAAGAGGCUGAGUUGUGUAGGCUGGAGACAUGAUGACAAUGUGGUGUGAUAGAAUGUCAUGAAACUGUUGAUUAUGUUAAAGUUAAAGAGGAUGUAAUGUACAUUUUAGUUAAUCCUAUGUAUUUCUUGUAAAGAGUACUCUGUUGAUUUUAUUGUGCAUUAGUUACU